AAGAACAACACUUUUCUUGCUUACAGGCCCGUGCGAAAGGAUGCUUUUUAGCUUGUAAUUGGCGCAUGACCGAAGUUGUCUAGUAUGCUCAGUGAUAUGAUACCAUUUCUAUACCUAGGUACUGUUGUCGUUAUAUGAGGAGUAAAACCGUGCUAUUACGUCCUCUCAUCCUUCAGCACCACCACCACUGCUCUUUCUGUUCAUCCCCUUUCCCAAAAUCACCCGUCUUUUCUUUACCUCCCUCAUUCUUCCGAACAAGAUAUAUUCAUUCAACAUCUUCCAAAAUGGCUAGCAGCAAGACUGUAGCCCCAUACGGUACAUGGAAAUCACCAAUCACUGCCGAUAUAUUGACACAAAAAAGUGUUUCAUUUGGCGAAAUUACAGUUCUGUCAUCUAAUGCAAAUCAAGCGGAAAUUGCUUAUGUGGAAAACAGACCUGAAGAAAGCGGUCGUGCAGCCUUUGUAAAACAGACGAUUCGUUUGGAUUCACUAGAGGCAGCUCGUAGCGGUGUAUUAGUAGAAGACAAAUUGGAUCUUUCAAAAGGAGAAUACAAUGUACGUUCUGGAGUACACGAAUAUGGAGGUGGUGCGGUAGCCAAGUUUGGUGAUGGUUCUGCGAUUUUUACAGACUACAAGUCUUUUAAUAUCUUCAUUGCUGAUGGAAAAGGGAAUGUGCGUCAAAUUACAGAAGACCAUAAAGCAUUCCGUUAUGCCGAUUUCAGCAAGCAUCCCACUUUGCCAUAUAUUUUGGCCAUUCAAGAAGAUCACACAUUUGAUGAACCAUCAAAAGUGGUCAAUACACUAGUUGCUAUUCAUACCGAAACAAGAAAAGUCUACACAGUUGCUCAAGGCUACGACUUUUACACAUCGCCUCGUUUCUCUGCCGAUGGUAAUCAUGCGGCUUACGUUGCUUGGAAUCAUCCAAGUAUGCCAUUCUGGGCAACAGAAAUGUGGGUUGCUAGAUUCGUACUGGAGAACGAUCAACCGCGCUUCGAAGCGGACAAGAAAGUAUGUGGUAAUAACACUGAUGAGGUCGCAAGGCAUCCUGUCUGGGCUAGCAGCGACACUUUGUACUUUACUCGGGACAAGAGUGGAUUUGCAAACCCAUGGAAAGUAAGCAUAUACAGUGAUGAAAAAUCUACCACCAUUCAAAUCAACGAUCUCAAGCCUUUGCUCACGAAGCCGUUCGAAGGGGACUUUUCCAGUCCACCAUGGUCAUUGGGCAAUUCAGAUUUUGUCGUACUAUCACCCGAUUGGCUAGUAUGUAUCGUCACUUCGCAUGCAUACAGCUCUUUGAAUUUGCUACACAUUCCAACAGGACAAAUUCGACAAUUGGAGACACCCUUUGUGGACAUUUAUGCGUUACAGCUGGCCGGUCCACACUCUGUCGUCUUCCGUGCUACCGAAGCAAGUCAGCCUUCUUCUCUGAUAGUUUUGGAUUUGGUUGAAGCUCUUAAAGCUGUGAACGGAAAGCCAACAUGGCACGUUAUCAAGCGUAGCUCUAGCAUGAUUGAAGAUGGCACAAUUUCGCCUACGUUCCUACCAAAGUGUGAACCGAUUGAAUUCCCUACAGAAUUACCUAACGGUAAGAAGUCCACUUCGCACGCUUUGCUCUUCCUACCAGGCAAUCCUGACUAUAUAGCACCGGCAGGUACGUCUCCACCGUGUAUUAUGAAAAUUCAUGGUGGGCCUACAAGUCAUGCUACACCGGGACUAGAUCUAUCGACAAGUUAUUGGACAUCCCGAGGAUAUGCACUUUGCAAAGUCAACUACGGUGGAAGCACGAGUUUCGGCAGAGAAUUUAUGAAUCGUUUGAUGGCUCAAUGGGGUGUUGUUGAUGUUCGCGAUACGAUUGCUGCUGCAAAUUAUCUGGGAGCUUCCGAUCAUGGCAAACAGAAUAGCAAGGCGACCAGACGAAUCGACUCAAAAGCACAAGAGCAAAAUGUAUCUCUUAAGGAAAAGCAAAUGAUCAACGGUGCAGUAGAAUUUUCACUCAAAAGACAAACCUCGUGGUUGGAUACUAUUAUGAACGUGUUGAUAGGUACAACAGUUGGCGCUGCUUCCUCAUUCAUUCCAAAUGUUGAUGCUCGUUUUGCUGUCUUUGCCGGUGGAUUGACCUGGCUUUUGCGUCAUAUUACCCGUGUUCAAAGCGAAAGUGUGUUGGUGAUGCCUAAUACCGGUAUUCAAUUGAGCACAGUGCGUGGCUUCCACUUGCCGAAGUUCUCAAAAGAACUUGAAAGAUCAAACCUCAUCGUUACAAGUUCUAAUUCAAAGCUUAUCCCCCGAGAUGCAAUUUUAGACGUAUUUACAAAAGAAUCGAUCCAUCGUUGGAAGGUAAUUGAUUACGUCGCUGUUGCGACAAAAGCUCCUGGAAGUACCCUCGCAUCUGAGAAGGCUUCCAAACCAACUUCAUCUUACGGAAACAAAUUGCAAGUGCUUUUCCCAAACUUACUCCCAGGAUUGCCAGUAGUCGAACGAGUCUAUCGCACCAUUUAUCCAGUCUUAUUCGGUGAAAAGGGAACUUCCACAGUCUCUGUUCCUCCUCGUGCUGACCCGAACAAGAUUGCAAUCAGCGGUGGAUCGGCCGGUGGGUAUACCGUGCUUGCUGCUCUUUGUUUGAGCCCUUAUGCAUUCGGAGCAGGAGCUGAUUACUUUGGAGUUUCUAACAUUGCCGAUCUUGCUGCUGAAUCGCACAAAUUCGAAUCGCAAUAUGUCAAUCAAUUGAUGGGAGGACCUCCGGAAAAGAUACCAGAAGUGUACAAAUCUCGUUCUCCGAUUUAUAUGGCAGAUCGUAUUCGUUCCCCACUCUUGAUCUUGCAAGGCGAGAUUGAUAAAGUGGUUCCGCCAGCUCAAAAUAAGACAAUUUACGAAGCUGUUAAGAAACAAGGCGUCAAGACAAAGUACAUCGAAUAUGAAGGAGAAGGCCAUGGAUUCAGAAAAAGUGAAAAUAUCAAAAGAUCAUUGGAAGAGGAAGAAGCAUGGUAUCGAGACGCCUUUAAAUUGUAAAAAGAUGCUAAACACAUUGUAGACAUCCUUGUGCUAUAUAAUUCCAUCCCUUCCUCACUCAUCCUCACAAAGCUUUUUAAGAUCUCGAAUAUAAUUGCAGUUGAUGUACAUUUUGAGUUGAUUUAAUGUUUCUCACUUUUUGCCCUUCUUCUUCUUUUUCUUAUUUGCACCACCACCGCUACCUCCGCCAGCUGUCGCAUUUCCUGUUGCC
Molecule: messenger RNA, 3216 nt
Organism: Meira miltonrushii
Lineage: Eukaryota; Fungi; Basidiomycota; Exobasidiomycetes; Exobasidiales; Brachybasidiaceae
Exons: 1
Coding region: 285-3005 (906 amino acids)
Biological process (GO): proteolysis
Molecular function (GO): serine-type peptidase activity
Source: RefSeq, a predicted model, not a curated record